AUGAUCGCCAAGGAAAAUGCGAACACUGUUCUGGAGUGUUUCAAGAUGAAUUUUAUGAACGCUAACAUAUCCAGCAAUAAGCAAAAAGGGUACCGGAAGUACAGCAGUAGUUCAAGACAGCGGUUCCUUGAGUUCAACAAUGUGCUCUCGCCGCGAAUCAAAUCUCGGGCCAGCGUGAAGAAGAAGACUCACGUUGCAAGGUUCUUAUCUCGCCAAAGAAAGAACAAGAAACCCACACCUGUUGAACCCGAAGAGUUGGAAGGCCCAACGCUUCUCCGAUUUGGACAACUGGCGGGCGGCAGAGACGAACGCGCUACUAGGUGCCCACUAAGAGGAAUUAAACAUGGUCUACACAUAAACCCAGACCUGCAUUGCUCAUGUGGCAGCUUAUCCAUUAAACCAAGCCCGCUACAACAAUCACAGAAGCAGACUAAGGAAAAGGAUUGCUCCAUGGCUCACAUGUCGAAGCCUUCACAUAUAGCCACUAAACUAUACCUGAUAUGA
Nakaseomyces glabratus is the source of this 504-nucleotide messenger RNA. RefSeq names its product Spr6p (gene SPR6). The record is from RefSeq and is a predicted model, not a curated record. NCBI's taxonomy places the organism in Eukaryota, Fungi, Ascomycota, Saccharomycetes, Saccharomycetales, Saccharomycetaceae.